UUGGCGGUCAUCGGGUUAGACGGACGCUGCCUUGGAAACGACAUAAAUCCGGUCCACGCGAGCAGGGACCCAGAUUUCUCCACUUCAAAGGCUUCCGCUCCUCUGCCCGCUCCGCCUCUUCUCCAUCCAACCAUCCAUCCUCCCUCCGGCCCGAGCCUCCAACACGGUCGUUCCGAAAUGAAAUGCGGAGCAGGGUGAGAAGGAGAAACGGUGAGAAGCGUUUAAAUAACCGAGAGAGGAGAAGCGGAGAGGAGAAGGUGACGGGAGAGCCCGAAGCCAGGUAUAGACCAGCAUGCCGUUGGUGAAGAGGAACAUUGAGCCCCGGCACUUGUGCCGUGGAGCGCUGCCAGAUGGGGUGACUAGUGAGUUGGAGUGCGUCACCAACACUACACUGGCAGCCAUCAUCAAGCAGCUGGGCAGUCUAAGUCGUCAUGCUGAGGACAUUUUCGGGGAACUGUUUAACGAAGCCAACAGCUUCUACCUGAGGAUGAGCAGCCUGCAGGAGAGGGUGGACCAGCUGGCUGUGAAAGUCACCCAGCUCGACUCCACUGUGGAGGAAGUUUCUCUGCAGGACAUCAACAUGAGAAAGGCCUUUAAGAGCAGUACCAUUCAGGACCAGCAGGUGGUGUCGAGGACCUCUGUGCCCAACCCUGUGGUGGAGAUGUACCACCGCUGCGACAAACCUCCACCACUUAAUAUUCUCACCCCCUAUAGGGAUGACAAGAAGGACGCCCUGAAGUUUUACACCGACCCCUCCUACUUCUUCAACCUGUGGAAGGAAAAGAUGCUGCAGGCCACUGAGGACAAGCGCAAAGAGAAGAGACGGCAGAAGGGCUGUCCGGCCCACCCUGACAGGCCCCACUCCAGACAGGCCCAACCCAGGAGCCCCCUGUCCAUCUCUGAGCAGCAGAGGCAGGUUGAAGACCCGAGCAGAGAAGUGAAGAAGGUGCGUAAAGCUCGUAACCGACGCCAGGAGUGGAACGUCCUGGCCUACGACAAAGAGUUCAGACCAGACGCCAGGCUCGCCCCCUCCCCUUACCACGGCAUGUCCUCUGAAGGCUCACUGUCCCCAGAUAGCAGAUCAAUGGCGUCCGACUCCUACCCAGCCAGCCCCAACCACCCCUCCACCCAGGCCUCCAGCACUGCCCACCCCGCCGACCACCACACCAGGGAUCACCUCAGUGCCGCGGCCCAGACGCAGUCACUGGAUCGGGGCCUGAGGCCGGCCAACCAGCCCCCGGGAGCGGGCGGUGCUGCGGCAACAGGUCGGCACGUGGCCUCCCUGGGCCGAACCCCCUCGGGACACGGCGUCCAGGCCGGAGGAGAUCCGACAGUCAACGGUCCGAGGCAGCAGUCGGUUAAGGACUACCGCGCCGCACACGGAGGGCAGCCCUCCACCAUCCCCGAGUACUACAUCCCGCCGGCCCCUCCCCCACCCCCACUAACCAUCCCUUCUGCCCAGACCGCCUUCGACUCCACCAACGCCCCGCCCUCCGCCACCUCCGCUGUCCCCCCAACCUCUUCCACCCUCUCCCGUCCCUACUCACCCUCUCCUCCUCCUCCCCCAGCCAACUACGUGCCCUCCCCCUCCCACCCGCCUUCAGGCGCACCUCCGGCCGCCCCUCCUCCUCCUCCUCCGGGAGCCCCCUUGGGCCACCAGGCCCACCCGUCACCCCCGCACGCCGCUAUCGGUCAGUCAGCUGUGGACGCGGCACCCUCGACGAGGAAGUCCACCAUGCUGGGGAUGAUCCCCAUGAGCGACGCCCGCUCCGACCUGUUGGCGGCCAUACGUAGAGGUAUCCAGCUGAGGAAGGUGCAGGAGCAGAGGGAGCAGGAGGCAAAGAGGGAGCCCGUUGGUAACGACGUGGCCACGAUCCUGUCGCGUCGUAUCGCAGUGGAGUACAGCGAGUCCGACGACGACUCCGAGCUCGACGAGAACGAAUGGUCCGACUAAAAGAAGAAAAAACAAUAGAGAGAUGAAGCGGGGAGAGUUAAAGGGGGAGAAAUGUGACGCUAAGUUGAAACUUAAGGGGUUUGGUUAGUUUUAAUGUUCAUCAUCAACUAAAAAAGUCUGAUUAAAAAAGAAUAUCAGUCAUACAUUUAUCACACACCUGUUUGUGAACUUAAACCAGAGAGGUUUUUGUGUCCAGCCACCCAGGGCGUAUGGCACAGUAACCACACACACUGUUUCAGCCCCACAUCUGCUUCUUUUUAACCUUUAACAACACUCAGUACUCAGCAGCUCCCCCUCCCCUACACGCUCUAUUAGCAAUAUUACAGGCUCUGUGUGCAGGUGGGCCCCUGGUGAGUAUGGGGGCGACGUGUUUACAAAACACAAGGUAUAUAGCACAAGACAAACUAAUUAUAGUGCAAUCUUAACUCCUCUACCAAAUGUUGAGAAAGGAUUUAUGGAAACGAGUAAGGAUAAUCAGGGAAAAUAAAGAAAAAUAGCUUAUUAGCAGAUAACUCGCUAGCUUUCUGGGUCAUGCCUGUUUAUGAAACACGCACACCUUCCUUUGGAGACACUGACCUUUUGAGAGUUUGGCUCAUCUGAACCAGCGUGAGACAGCAGGAGCAGCAUUAUCUCUGUGUAGUGAGCUGUCAUGCAUGCUAACAGGAUGUGGCUAAUGUAGCUGUAGCUAACGGGAGAUAAAAGUGCUCUGCGGAGGGACGUACAGCUGGAGACGCUUGUCUGGAGAGCACCGUUAGUUUAUGAUUCAGUCACAUUGACACAUGCACUCAACAACCCUGCUUUUAUAUUGGAAUAUAACUAGUAUGCAACCAGCUGAGCUGAGUCUCCUAUUGCAAAGAGACGCAUUAUAGACGAGUUGUGCUCUCUGGUGUUUAGAAAUUAGAGGACAGUGAUUUGCAAACCUUUGCCAGUCAGUCUGAGAGUCAAGUGUUCGAGUCAGUCUGCGUUUGUUUGGAGACCGAUUGCCUCCCACCAGCCAACCUGUGCAGUCGAGGUGAAAGCCCAGAAGGUUGGCGGUGCAGCAUUUUGAAGCUCUGGAUGACCAGUUAGUUGCUGUAUCUACUUGAAGUCUAUUGGUGAUUGCAAAAAAAAUCCAAUGCAAUUACCAGGUAACCACCUUUUUUUUCUUCUGAGGUUUUUACUCCAGUGUGACUGAGCCACUAGCGUACUAAGGAAAAACUAAUGGGGUUGGAUUAAGUUACAAAGGACGUAUGAAAUUACAUUUUUAAGAAAGCAUUUCAAAGCUACACAGCCAUAAACAAGUGCUAGUUAGCUGUUGGGCGUACAUGCUGUACACUCUAUGAGUUUUGGGCCUACCGUUAGUUAGUGAGGCCUUCCUGACUGUUACAAUGAUACAGGGAGAACGUGCAACAUCGACACGUAAAGUCACAGAAGAAGAAAGAUUAGGGGGUUUCCCAUCGAUUAAUGUACAACACGAGGUCUCCCCCUGCUGGUUGAAGAAAGACUCCAGCUUUCAUGUUGGCUUCACUUUUCAGACCAUUAGCUGGGGCCAUCUUUUAUAUACAGAUUAUGCUGGUGGGAUAUUUCUACAGUUGGGACAUGUAAACAAACCAGUUCCAGUGUUGUUGGGCCACCGAUGAGCAGAUAAUCUUAUUCUCAAAGCCAGAUGAUAUGCAUUAAUAUAUUUGAGCCCUCUGGAAAAUGUUCCUCGACAUGAUUAUACAGCUCUUUUAAAGAGGUCCUAUUCAUAAUAUCAAACAAACACACGAUCAGCAGCAUUCGAAAUGCUCAGAGUAAUAUUUUAUGUCACAGGUGUGUUUAUGAGCUCGCAGUACGCUGGCGUUAGCUUACAGGCAGAAACUACACAGAGAAAUGUGGAAGCUGGCUCUCCAGGUACGUUUUGGGUACAAAAGUGAUUGGACAGCCAAACUCUCAAAAACAAAAAAAGGGGUUGGGUCAGUGCAUUUCCUAAAAACAUACCUUCUAACGUUAGAAUAGUGUGAUGAAACUGUGAUAAAAGACUCCACCCACCCAGGAUGAAGCUGGUGUGGGAAAACAAGCGCCAGCAGCCUCGUUCGAGUUUCCCUCUCAUUGAAUAAUUGAGCCCCAUCUGCCCAGUCUGAACAGUGACUAUCAUGAAAUUCGUUUUUGGUAUUUUUUGUAUUCGUUCAUAAAGUGAAGCCUGACAUUUCAGCCAGUGACUGUGUGCUGUGCUCUUGGUCUUAUUAUAAACGCUUCCACACUUAAACCACAGCUGGAGCAGCUCUCACAAAGCCCAAGGGUCAAAGGUCACGUCCACUCCUUCACUCGACCCUGGGUCAGCACUGCUGUCUGUGGAGGCUUUGUGAACGCAGCCCCUGGACUAUAAAUACAUAAAUGUAAGAGGCUCGCGGCAGUAAUCUACAGUAUAUUCUCUCUUCUCUGUUUUCGGUAUAGGUUUGGCUAAUCCUCGGUAUGAGCUGGUUGGACUGUAGUGUUUUUAUAAUGUGCUUUUUCUUUUUUCAAACGUGCUGCAGUGAGUUGUUCACUUUGAUUUAUUUUAGGCUUUUCUAACUGUCCAGGCCAGGAUGAAGGUACCAGAUAAAACAGGUAUAUCACAGAAGCCACGUAAAGGGUGAUCUUUUGUUAUUAUUGUUACCAGAUUGACCUUUAAACAUUAUCCUGCAAAGACAAAUUCUAAUAUUGGUUUUAGUUUUCUUUUCAGUUGAUUGAUUUCUUUGUUGUUGUUAAUGCUGCAACCUUUAAUUGCAAAGCAUUGUGGGAAGUGGAGUUCUACUCCUCCGUGUGCUAGCACUGCGGCAGAGAUAUUAACCCAACAGCGUUUCAGUCGGUUUUUAAUUUGUGAGGAAAACGUGCGCUCUGAACAGUUUCUGAUAUUCAACGGUCCCACCUAACCAAAAAAAGUACAAGUGUACAUGUGGAAGAUUACAUUAAAAGGUUUGCUCUACAACUUUUAGAUUUGAAAAGUUAAAGGUGAAAAUAGUUUUUUCAGGCUGUUAAGAAGGAAAGUGAUCCAUGAAUCAAGGUGCAUAAUCGUGGAUUCAUGGUUAGAAUUAGGCUGUAUGGUGCAAAAGUCUUGAGUCACCUCAUUUUUUUUAAAUAUUUGCUUCCAGGCAGCGUGGCUUUCUUGUAAAUUUUGAGUAACCGUUCUCCAGACUUUGUGAAGGUCUUUCAGAAUUUUCUUUGACAUUGGCUGCUUUUUCACUCAUUUUCAGUUCAGUCCUUGUACCUGAGCAGAGACUUAACAUUGACCUAUGACUCAUUCAAGGAUAACUUUACAGAUAAUUUUAAAUUGUAUCUUUAGGUACUUUGUAACUAGCAACCUGUUGCAAAGUUUUAAUGGUUUUAAUUUUUCUUGCUGAAUCUAAGAAAAAUUGACAGAUAAAUAGUAUUUUUGUCUAAAAGUCAGAAAUAGGAAAAAAUCCAACAAAGA
Messenger RNA from Pundamilia nyererei, 5366 nucleotides. RefSeq names its product wiskott-Aldrich syndrome protein family member 3. NCBI's taxonomy places the organism in Eukaryota, Metazoa, Chordata, Actinopteri, Cichliformes, Cichlidae. The coding region runs from base 293 to 1954 and encodes 553 amino acids. The transcript has 11 exons. Gene Ontology annotation, biological process: actin cytoskeleton organization; positive regulation of Arp2/3 complex-mediated actin nucleation. The record is from RefSeq and is a predicted model, not a curated record. Gene Ontology annotation, molecular function: Arp2/3 complex binding; protein kinase A regulatory subunit binding; actin binding. Gene Ontology annotation, cellular component: lamellipodium; cytoskeleton; SCAR complex.